AUGCCCGAGGAGCCACGUCCAAAGGCUCUUUGGAUACUCAACCGGUUAAGUGCUGAUCUUCAAUCAGCUCGCAUGUGGCCAGUGCGCUUGGCGCAUUUGAAGCACCAGGAAUCCUUGUGUAAGAGUUUCCAGGGCCAUGCAGAUGAGCUGGAACGCAGCUUUCACCAGCUUGCGCGCCAGACCGCGAACAAGGAGAUUGACCCGGCUGAUGUGGGGGCAUUGCAGGCUGCUUGUGAGCUUGCAAUUCAGAGAAUGACCCUUUAUGAGGAAGAUGCGGUUGAGGCCAACACUUUGGUCAAAGCAUCCACCAAGGUGUCGUCGAAGGACCCAUGUAAAACAUUACAUACAAACAACCCCAAUGUUUCAACACUAUUGUGGGCCCAAGUUUUAACCAUACGGAUGCAAUCCAACAAUCUAAUUUGGGGGAAGUGUCAUAAAUGCAUUUCUUUAGGCCCUACCCUGAAUAUAAUUAUGAUCCAACUGGUUGCCAAAUUUGCCCAAAAAAUGAUCUAG
Cladocopium goreaui is the source of this 513-nucleotide messenger RNA. The record is from the annotation of a GenBank genome assembly. NCBI's taxonomy places the organism in Eukaryota, Dinophyceae, Suessiales, Symbiodiniaceae.